CUCGCGCAGCCACGCAUUAUACAUGUCAGUUACACUACAUCAUUACAUGUAGAAACUCCAGUGUGAAUUUAUUUUUUAUUUUUGAUCUGUGCGUGUUUUUGAAUCUGUGUGUGAUGGGUGCGUUGGAUUGUGUCAAUAAAAUAUCUCCGAGGGACAGUGGAGUGUUUACAGUUAAUAUGAACUCGCAGACAUCGCUGAAUGUUAAUCAAAAGGACUUGGAGUCACAACUCAUCAAGCCAACGCGCUGCGGCAGCGGCCACAGCAUCUGGUGGACUCUAGCUAUUGACAUACCUUUAUUAUUAUUAGUACUCCUUCUCGUCGGUUUAUUCGAGUUUGGCAUAAUACCACACCACAAGAACGGCUUCUACUGCAAUGAUCCAGCUUUAUCACAUAAGUUCACGGGAGAUACGGUCAAUUUUGAAGUCCUCAUGUCUACGGCCAUUUUGUGUCCUUUGGUGCUGGUGUUCAUAACAGAGUACAUCUUCCACACGUCAACGUACAGUUCUCAAACCAAGUUGCAACAUGUGACAAGGAACACGCUCCUCAUAUACAGGAGCUAUGCGUAUGGCCUGUUCUUUAACUUGGGUGUGAUUGAGGUCAUGAAAGGGCUCAUUGGGAACCCUAGACCGACCUUCUUUGAUAUAUGUGAACCGGAUGCUGCUAAAACUUGUAAUGGGUCAGAAUAUGUAACAACAUACGAGUGCACCUCUACAAGAUUCUCCAAAUGGUAUCAAAGCGACUCCUAUCACAGUUUUCCUUCAGGCCACACUUCUCUAUCCGUGUAUUGUGGUCUGUUUAUGGCGUGGUACCUCCAAAAACGCGCGUUCGACUGGCAGCACCGCACAGUAUUCCUCGUGCCCGUCAUACAAAUGACGUGUCUGACGUACGCCGCUGUGACGUCACUCACACGGAUCACAGACCAUAGACAUCAUUGGUGGGAUGUGCUUACUGGCGCUGUGAUUGGGGCUGCCAGUUUGGUGUAUACGGUAUUAGUACUCUGCAACAAUUUCAAAAUAAUGUCUAACUUGGAGAACAAAGUUAUGACAGAAAGUCAGCACACAGUUCAAACGUUGGUCUUCGAUGAGCGGCAAAGAUCUUCUUUAUAAUAAGAAAACACAACUUGUAACAAUUAAAAAAAAUGAUGUAAGCCCAAAAUACGUACGUACGUCAAUUUAACCACUGUGCAGAAAUUGUUUUAGAUUUCUGCGGUUUUAGGUAUGGCAAUUUAGACCAAUAGCAUUGCUACAAAAUGACAGAAAUAAACGCGGGAACGAAUGGCGCUUUCGCAUUGGCUCUAAUUUUUUUUUUUGGUGACUUCACCCACUAGUUAUUCAUGAAAAUAAGCGACUGAAGGACUUGUAUCCAUGGUUAUGAAUAAAUUAUUAAAAAAAAAAAAUAAAAAAAUCAUGAAAAUAAUGAUAAGUUAUUUUUUUUAUGUUGCCUGCAAUUAUAAAAAUAUUUUGAAUGGAUUAGAAUAAAAAUAUUCUAGAUAUAAGUAAUCUAUUUUUAAGUAUGUACAUACAAUUUAGGUCAGUAUAACUGAAUAUUGAAACCGUAAUUACGUAAUUUUUAUAUUACCGAUACCUAAUUGU
Colias croceus (clouded yellow) is the source of this 1592-nucleotide messenger RNA. RefSeq names its product phospholipid phosphatase 2-like. The transcript has 7 exons. Lineage: Eukaryota; Metazoa; Arthropoda; Insecta; Lepidoptera; Pieridae. The coding region runs from base 114 to 1106 and encodes 330 amino acids. The record is from RefSeq and is a predicted model, not a curated record. Gene Ontology annotation, biological process: phospholipid dephosphorylation; phospholipid metabolic process; signal transduction. Gene Ontology annotation, molecular function: phosphatidate phosphatase activity.